CUAAACAGCAAACAGUAUUGUCAUCAUUUUUAUCAAAAAAUAAUUGCAGCUGUAGCGAGCCAAUUCUGUGAGAAGGUGGAGGAAGAGGCAGAGCUGCACUGAAGCACGUGUAAAGGAACUCAAUUUAUUAAGGGUCAAAAGUCAAAAGUGCAUUAGGGCUCGCUAUUGCAUUCACUUGAGGAUGUCUUACCUUACCGAGGAGCAAAAGAAGGAGCUAGCCGCCAAUGCUAGGGCAAUCGUUGCCCCAGGGAAAGGAAUCCUAGCAGCUGACGAGAGCACGGGAACAAUUGGGAAGAGAUUCGCACCUAUUGAAGUUGAGAACAAUGAAGAGAACAGGCGUCUUUACCGCCAGCUGCUCUUCUGUAGCCCUCCCGAGUAUGCACAGUACAUCAGCGCCGUCAUCCUGUACGAUGAGACUUUCUGGCAGAAAGCAGACGAUGGUAGGCGUUUCGUGGACAUAUUGAAAGAAAGAGGUGUUAUACCCGGGAUAAAGGUGGACAAAGGAGUAGUGAACCUCCUUGGAACUGAUGAGGAGACCACAACUCAAGGCCUCGACGAUUUGGGCAAACGUUGCAAGAACUAUUACGAGAACGGGGCCCGCUUUGCAAAAUGGCGCUGCGUCUUGAAGAUUGGUAAUGGCCGCCCGUCAGAGCUCGCCAUUAUGGAGAAUGCAAAUGUUCUUGCUCGCUACGCCAGCACUUGUCAGCAAAAUUCAAUCGUUCCAAUCGUAGAGCCAGAGAUAUUGACAGACGGGACGCAUGAUCUUGCUGCCUGUGUUGAAGCCUCUCAGCGUACGUUGGCAGCCGUAUACAAGGCACUACACGAUCACAACGUUUAUCUAGAGGGUACUCUACUAAAGCCUAAUAUGGUCCUCCCUGGCUACGACUGUACUACAAAGUACACUCCUGAGCAAGUCGCCGAGGCUACGGUGACCGUGUUCCAGCGUACUCUACCAGUUGCCGUUCCAGGCGUCACGUUCCUCUCUGGGGGUCAGUCCGAGAUUGUUGCCACAACUCAUUUGAAUGCUAUCAAUGCUUACAAAGCUACUAAGCCUUGGGCCCUUACGUUCUCCUAUGGUCGUGCCCUGCAGGCGAGUGUCCUUCAGGCUUGGAAGGGAAAGGCUGAGAAUGUGAAAGAGGCCCAAAGUGUUUUUCUUCAUCGUGCACGCUGCAACGGUCUUGCUGCUCUUGGUAAGUACGAGGGAGAGGACUCCUCUGGUGCAGCUGGCAAGGAUCUUCACGUGUCCAAGUACACCUAUUAAGAGUCUUCAUCUGACUGAUCUCCAAACAGCAUAACUGACUGCAUUUGACCUUUAGGAUCUUUUUUGUGUAUUUAAGACUGUUUUAAUCCUUUAGGGUUUGCUGUAAAGUAGUUGUUUUAGAUUUUAGUUAUUGUUUUAGAAAAAGUAAACUUGAAAAAGUAA
Amphimedon queenslandica is the source of this 1423-nucleotide messenger RNA. Its product is annotated as fructose-bisphosphate aldolase-like. Gene Ontology annotation, molecular function: fructose-bisphosphate aldolase activity. The transcript has a single exon. The record is from RefSeq and is a predicted model, not a curated record. Bases 182 to 1261 code for a protein of 359 amino acids. Lineage: Eukaryota; Metazoa; Porifera; Demospongiae; Haplosclerida; Niphatidae. Gene Ontology annotation, biological process: glycolytic process.